UGAGGCCCGGGUAGCCGGCGUGACUUUGAGCGCUUCCCGCUCUGCUGCCGGUGCAGAGCAGAGCACGGCCGAGCAGGAGCCCUGGAAGCGGCUGAUCCAGACUUGCCAUGCGUCUGCUGCGGGUCGCCGCGGCCCUGGGCCGUGGACCGCUCCCUCGGGUCCCUGCCGCCCUGGGCUGGCAGGGGAAGCAGGCUAAUUGGAAGGCCUGCCGGUGGUGUUCGUCAGGAAUAGUUCCCAAUGAGAAAAUACGAAAUAUUGGCAUCUCCGCCCACAUUGACUCCGGGAAGACAACGUUAACAGAACGGGUGCUGUACUAUACGGGCAGGAUUGCCACGAUGCACGAGGUGAAAGGCAAAGAUGGAGUGGGUGCUGUCAUGGAUUCCAUGGAACUAGAGAGACAGAGAGGGAUCACCAUCCAGUCAGCAGCCACCUACACCAUGUGGAAAGACAUCAAUAUCAACAUUAUAGAUACCCCAGGGCACGUGGACUUCACAAUAGAAGUGGAAAGGGCCCUGCGGGUGUUGGAUGGCGCCAUCUUGGUUCUCUGUGCCGUCGGUGGGGUCCAGUGCCAGACCAUGACUGUCAACCGCCAGAUGAAGCGCUACAACGUCCCCUUUUUAACCUUCAUCAACAAGCUGGACCGGAUGGGCUCCAACCCAGCCAGGGCCCUUCAACAAAUGAGAUCCAAACUAAAUCACAAUGCAGCAUUUGUGCAAAUGCCCAUUGGUCUGGAGGGCGAUUUUAAGGGCAUUAUAGACCUCAUUGAGGAACGAGCUAUUUACUUUGAUGGAGACUUUGGUCAGAUUGUCCGGUAUGCGGAGAUUCCAGCUGAGCUGAGGGCUGCAGCAGCUGACCACCGGCAGGAGCUAAUUGAAUGUGUUGCUAAUUCAGAUGAGCAGCUUGGUGAGCUCUUCCUGGAAGAAAAAAUCCCCUCGGUUUCUGAUUUAAAGCUGGCAAUCCGGAGAGCCACCCUCAGCAGAUCCUUCACUCCAGUGUUCCUGGGAAGUGCUCUAAAGAACAAAGGAGUCCAGCCUCUCCUGGACGCUGUCUUAGAAUACCUUCCCAACCCGUCUGAGGUCCAGAACUAUGCCAUACUCAACCAGGAUGACUCAAAAGAGAAGACCAAAAUCUUAAUGAACUCCCAAAGAGACAAUUCCCAUCCGUUUGUGGGCCUGGCUUUUAAACUGGAGGCUGGCCGCUUCGGACAGCUAACGUACGUCCGCAAUUACCAAGGGGAACUAAAGAAGGGCAACACCAUCUACAACACGAGGACGGGAAAGAAGGUGCGCGUGCAGAGGCUGGUGCGCAUGCACGCCGACAUGAUGGAGGAUGUUGAAGAAGUGUACGCUGGAGACAUCUGUGCAUUGUUUGGCAUUGACUGUGCAAGUGGAGACACGUUCACGAACAAAGACAACAGUGGCCUUUCCAUGGAAUCAAUUCAUGUUCCUGAACCUGUCAUCUCAGUAGCAAUGAAGCCUUCUAACAAGAAUGAUUUGGAAAAGUUUUCAAAAGGCAUUGGCAGGUUUACACGGGAGGACCCCACAUUUAAAGUCCAUUUUGACGCCGAGAGCAAGGAGACAAUUGUAUCUGGAAUGGGAGAAUUACACCUGGAAAUCUAUGCUCAGAGAAUGGAGAGAGAGUAUGGCUGCCCUUGCAUCAUAGGAAAGCCCAAAGUGGCCUUUAGAGAGACCAUCACUGCCCCUGUGCCGUUUGAUUUCACACAUAAGAAGCAGUCCGGCGGGGCUGGCCAGUUUGGGAAGGUGAUCGGUGCGCUGGAGCCCCUGGCCCCAGAGGAGUACACCAAGCUGGAGUUUUCCGACGAGACCUUCGGGUCCAACGUGCCCAAGCAGUUUGUGCCUGCCGUUGAGAAGGGGUUUUUGGAUGCCUGCGAAAAGGGUCCUCUUUCCGGUCACAAGCUUUCUGGGCUGCGGUUUGUUCUGCAAGACGGUGCACACCACAUGGUUGAUUCUAAUGAAAUCUCUUUCAUCCGAGCUGGAGAAGGUGCUCUUAAACAAGCUUUGGCCAAUGCCACAUUGUGUAUCAUUGAACCCAUUAUGUCCGUGGAGGUUGUAGCUCCUAACGAGUUUCAGGGAGCAGUGAUCGCAGGGGUUAACCGGCGCCACGGAGUAAUCACAGGACAAGACGGGGUCGAGGACUAUUUUACACUCUAUGCCGAUGUUCCCCUAAAUAAUAUGUUCGGCUACUCCACUGAACUUAGGUCUUGCACAGAGGGCAAAGGAGAGUACACGAUGGAGUACUGCAGAUACCAGCCCUGCUCCCCGGCCACACAGGAGGAACUCGUUAAUAAGUAUUUGGAAGCUACAGGUCAGCUUCCUGUAAAGAAAGGAAAAGCCAAGAACUGACUCUCCUCACUUUGCAUGUAGUGACUUAUUUGACUACAAGAUUUAGAGAAGAUGGAUCCAGGAGAAUGAAUUCAGAUGGCUGAAUUCUAGGAGCCCUGCUGUCUCCUGUUCAGGAGAUUCAGCGUAUAUGCAAAGAUAAUUAUGUACAUAUAUUUAAACUAUUGACUAUUUUAUUGUUUAAUGAAAGACAUUAAAUAAAAUUAUAUUAUUACUGAAGUAUAUUUUAAUAUUUAUUAAGGGAAGAAGAGAAUAUUAAUUCAGCCUAGAAUAUAUUUAAAUUUGUUUUAUAAUUUUUUUUGACAAAUGUGUGUAGCCUAUGUUGACCUCAAAACUCACAAUCCUUUUGCCAAGUACUAGGACUGUGGGUGUGCAGUCCGUGCCCCCCACAACCCCGUGUGCAGGUGUGUGUAUGUUUACGGUUCUGUGUGUGAAUGUGCACACCAGGGGCUGUGUUCUCGUCUCCUAACUCAGGUUUGAGAUACCGUCUCUGACUAAACCUGAAGCUGGAGUGUGACUGACCCCUGGAUCUUCCCGCCCCUGCUUCCCCAGCACUAGGGUUGCAGGGGUGUGCCAUGCCCGGCUGACCUUACCGGGUUCUGCAGCUUGAACUUGGGGCCUGCGAAACUGAGUCAUCUCUCCAGCUCCCUAAAUUUUUUAUCAUGAGAAUUUUCGACAUUCAAAAAAGCUGAAAAACAGUACAGAAUAGCCAUGUAGCUUCUUCCAUUCAUAUUCAAGAGCCAAUGCUUUUACAAUGGUUUACUUUUCAAAUAAGUUGUUCAUUGUCUCUGUGGCAUACAUUGAUUUAAAAGUUACUCUGUUGAGGCCAUGAAAGUAAACAUUGUACAUCACGACAUUUCUUGGAAUAUCAUUUAAACGUGAAUCAUUAUGAUC
This is a messenger RNA of Chionomys nivalis (European snow vole), 3254 nucleotides long. It is a transcript of the gene Gfm1, whose product is annotated as G elongation factor mitochondrial 1. Gene Ontology annotation, molecular function: GTPase activity; GTP binding; translation elongation factor activity. Gene Ontology annotation, cellular component: mitochondrion. Lineage: Eukaryota; Metazoa; Chordata; Mammalia; Rodentia; Cricetidae. Gene Ontology annotation, biological process: mitochondrial translational elongation. Bases 108 to 2363 code for a protein of 751 amino acids. The record is from RefSeq and is a predicted model, not a curated record. The transcript is spliced from 18 exons.